Molecule: messenger RNA, 781 nt
Organism: Chaetura pelagica (chimney swift)
Lineage: Eukaryota; Metazoa; Chordata; Aves; Apodiformes; Apodidae
Gene: TMEM243
Product: transmembrane protein 243, mitochondrial
Exons: 4
Coding region: 1-408 (135 amino acids)
Source: RefSeq, a predicted model, not a curated record
AUGGGGUCAUGCCCCGGUCACUCCUCUGAGCCGCCUGUGGUCACGUUGCCCAGUGUCGCUGCCAGUCCCUGCCCUGACACCAUCUGUGGUGGGACUGCAGUGCUGACACAGAGGGAUACCUCUUCCCAGGACAGAAUCAUCAAUCUAGCUGUUGGUGGCUUAACGUCCUUGCUGCUCAUAGUCACUCUAAUCAGUGCUUUUGUCUUCCCGCAACUACCUCCAAAACCUGUGAAUGUAUUUUUUGCUUUCUGCAUCUCCUUGUGUUGCAUUUCUGCUGGCAUACUUAUCUAUUGGUAUCGACAAGGAGACCUGGAACCUAAAUUUAGGAACCUAAUUUACUAUAUAUUAUUUUCUAUUGUCAUGUUAUGUAUAUGUGCCAACCUGUACUUCCAUGAAGUGGGUAAAUAAUGGACAUUGGGAAUACCCAGCGAUGAUGCUGCUGUAUCAGACUGCUUCCAUCUCAGCUCUACUCGACACACUUAAGUGAGGACAAUCAGCCUGAGAGGAAAGAAGUGGGUUGUGCAAGGAUAAAUCAGUACAUGAUUUUCAUGUAAAUGUACAUGUAAUGUCCCUCUUGUUGGGGAGAAUUAUUGCCAUAAGAUGUGACAUGCUGCUUUUUUUUGAAGAGCUACCGUUGCACUUAAUGAACAUUCCAGUUGUACUGAUGUUUCAGAACGGCACAAGCUUUUUCAUUUUGGAAAAAACUGCAUUUUUUUAUUACUGUACAAAUAAACUGCAGCAUUGCAAGGAUCUGUAGCAGUAUAAAUAAAUGGCAUCUUAC